CACAAACAAUCGUGAAUUUGCCGCCAAUGCAGUAGGUCCAAAAUCACCCUCUGUGUUUGUGUUGUGGCCGCAUAUUCUCACCCUUUGGAAUAAUGGCCAAAGUGCAUAUAGUCAACGUGGUUAUAGACAACCCUUCGCCCUUUUUUAAUCCUUUCCAGUUCGAAAUCACCUUCGAGUGCGUCGAGGACUUGCAGGAAGAUCUUGAAUGGAAAAUUAUAUAUGUUGGCAGUGCAGAGAGUGAGAAUUAUGACCAAAUUUUAGACACAGUUUAUGUAGGACCUGUACCCGAGGGGAAACAUAUGUUUGUAUUUCAGGCGGAUCCACCAGACCAGUCAAAGAUUCCAGUUGGUGAUGCAGUUGGUGUUACUGUAGUUCUCCUGACAUGUGGAUACAAGGGUCAAGAGUUUGUACGUGUUGGGUAUUAUGUCAACAAUUCUUAUACUGAUCCAGAGCUACAAGAAAAUCCACCAGAUAUACCUCAGUUUGACAAAUUACAAAGAAAUAUUUUGGGAUCUCAGCCUCGUGUAACAAAGUUCAAAAUUGACUGGGAUGAUGCAAGAGACUCGGAAAACAUUCCACCCUCAGAAAAUGUUGCAGAGAAUUCCUCCUCCUCACAAACCACCACAGAACAGCAGAAGCCAGUUCCUAUGUUGGAAAAUAGCAAUAGUGCUUGUGCUAUGGAAGUUGCAUGAGAUUUGUAAUAUUGUUUAUCGGUUAAAUUGAGUUUUCUAACAGUCUAGUGUCUUGCUCUAUUUUUCUUUUCCAUGAAGAGGACUGUAGGUUUGUGAAUUCUUGGCAGUUAGCUGCCAUUCAGUAUUUCUAAGAAAAAUUAAUACAAU
This is a messenger RNA of Macrobrachium nipponense, 839 nucleotides long. RefSeq names its product histone chaperone asf1-like (gene asf1). Gene Ontology annotation, molecular function: histone binding. Lineage: Eukaryota; Metazoa; Arthropoda; Malacostraca; Decapoda; Palaemonidae. The record is from RefSeq and is a predicted model, not a curated record. Gene Ontology annotation, cellular component: chromatin; nucleus. Gene Ontology annotation, biological process: DNA replication-dependent chromatin assembly.